This is a messenger RNA of Bombyx mori (domestic silkworm), 5954 nucleotides long. RefSeq names its product zinc finger protein Gfi-1b (gene sens-2). Gene Ontology annotation, cellular component: nucleus. NCBI's taxonomy places the organism in Eukaryota, Metazoa, Arthropoda, Insecta, Lepidoptera, Bombycidae. The transcript has 6 exons. Gene Ontology annotation, biological process: regulation of transcription by RNA polymerase II. Gene Ontology annotation, molecular function: DNA-binding transcription factor activity, RNA polymerase II-specific. The record is from RefSeq and is a predicted model, not a curated record. The coding region runs from base 163 to 1614 and encodes 483 amino acids.
GGCCUUACUGAUCCGACAGUCGGACUUAAAACGCUCUAGUGUGUCGCCGCUUAAAACGCAGUUGCGACUCGCGUCGGUCACACGUAUCCCGACCGCGGGUCGAUCCAAGAAUCGCCCUAAUUUAUUUUCCAUGUUAUGUUUCGUACCGUUUAUUAAUUAACUAUGGAAGUCAGUGCUAUGCCGCCGAUGCCGUUGGACUUUUCGAUGGUGAGGAGUGGUAGUGAUUCUCCAGGGGUGGCCGUGCGAGAAGAGUCGCCCAGGUCGUCGACAAACAGCGCCUUCAGAGUGGUUACCCCUAAAGGAUUAUCAGCCAGCGAAGCCCUCCGCAACGGUCUCUGUCAGUCUUUGUGGAGUGCAUCGGUCAGCAGACCCGAACCGAGGGUCGCGUCGCUACCGCCGGCUCAGAACCUUGACACUUACUCUAGAGAAAAAAUCAAGUUUGGCAUCAAUCGGCUAGUCGGCGAUAGAACGGACGAGGAUGAAGAAGAACUACACAACAAUGAGACUAGAGCUGAAGGCACAUCACCAGCUUCACGAUGCGGCAGUCCAUGCUGGGCUCCAUCUCCUCAAUCGCCAAGAUCAGUUCGAUCCAGUUCACCUGAACUUGAAGUGGAUUCUCCACCUUCAUCACCACGGAGACAGCCCGACUCAUCACCUCCACCAAAACGAUCAGAAGCAUUCUCGGUCAGCGCAUUGUUGAGACCAGAUGCCCCAAGAGUUCAACCUCAAAGACCAUUUUUAUAUCCACCUUUACCUUUUGCUGAGUUCUUGAGAGACGCUGGCGGCCUUGGUCUCCACGGAUGGGGAGGCUACAGUAACCUAUAUCUUCAUGCCGUACAAGCUGCAGGGCCGGAAUUGUUGAGGCUUCGAGCGGCAGUGCUUGGAGCUCCAGGACCUCUGACCAGGCCAUUGCCGAUCGGAGAUGUGUAUUCAUGUGUUAAGUGCGAGAAGAUGUUCAGUACACCCCAUGGCCUGGAAGUUCACGCGAGAAGAUCUCAUAACGGCAAAAGACCCUUUGCUUGCGAACAAUGCAGUAAGACAUUCGGCCAUGAAAUCAGCUUGAGUCAACACAGGGCACUUCACAGCGUGGCGAAACUCUUCGAGUGCAAACAAUGCGGGAAAACCUUCAAGAGAUCGAGCACUCUCUCCACUCACCUGUUAAUUCAUUCCGACACCAGGCCAUACCCUUGUCAGUACUGCGGAAAGAGAUUCCACCAGAAAUCUGAUAUGAAGAAACACACAUACAUACACACCGGUGAAAAGCCCCACAAGUGCCAGGUCUGCGGCAAAGCUUUCAGUCAAAGCUCGAAUCUGAUCACACAUUCCCGCAAGCACACCGGCUUCAAGCCGUUCGCUUGCGAGCUUUGCGGGCGCGCUUUUCAACGAAAGGUCGACCUUCGCCGGCAUAAAGAGACGCAGCAUGCCAAUUUGAGGGCGACCCAGCCUAUGCAGCCUUCGCAUACAGAUGUUCACUCCAUGCACUCAGAUAUGCAAAUACCUGACCAUAGAAUAGAUAUCCGCCCUCAUCCCGAGUUGCGGCCUCCGCACCCCGACUUCGGAGCGCCGCCACACAUGACCACCGCAGUACCACCACUCCAGCCGUUGCCGUCCUGAACUACAACCGCCUUUCCGCCCAACUGGCGUUAAGGCAAAAUCACCAAAGAUAUAAUUAAUCACUGUAUCCCAAAUAAAUCCAAAGAAGAAAAUUGUUUAAUUCUGGAAAUGAUGUUCCAGGAUAUACGAUCAAUAGUACUUCUAAUAGCUUAUGUAAUCUUCUUGCGCGCUAAUUAUUGGACAGAGUCAAUGUAACUGACAACAGUUUUAUUCUAGAUAACGAAAAGAAAACAAACAGUAGGUACUGUACCAAAAUUAUUAAUAAUAUUAGUUCUUAGUCCUUUGAGGAGAAUUUCUGUUAUUAUAACUUAUUGCACUUAAAUCGUACCGAUUCAAGGAACUUGAAAAAUACAAAAAAAUAAACGGCUUUUAUUUUACAAGUGACGUCAUUUGUGGUCAAAAUAAGUGACGGUCAUCACCACAGCUCAUUGAUUAGCCUCGUAUGACAUCAUACGUUAUCAGUGCUGUUAAAAAAAACUGUUAUAUUGAGAUGUUUAAUAUUUUCUUCUUUUUCUUUUCUUGUUCUUAUCCCUCUAUGAUUGGUCAGCACUGCAUGUCCUCUUUCUCCAUUCAGGCCUAUACGUAUCUCAUCUAUAUACGUCAUCUCUGCCAGUCGAACUCUUCUCUCACAUAUCCUCUUCCACACAUUCCAUCCAAGUCUUUUUAGAACGCCCCCUCCUCACAUAUCCCAAAUGUUUAAUUUACUAACCAUUAAAAUUUCAGCAGUAAUCAGAUGAUCGUCUUAAUUAAAAAACAACCUAUAAAACUUUGUUAAUCUUCAAAUAUUUUUUUAUCGAUAUCCGAUUGACGUCUAAUAUGAAAUAACUUUGCUAGGGUAUUUGAUAUAAGAUAAAUCGCAUUAUGAGGAUUGUUUUUUUUAAUAGUUCUUGCAUACCAAAAUCCAUACAUUGACAUGCAAAGAACAACUAGAUAAUGAAAAAAGUUGGUUAGAAAUAAUGUAAGAAUAUAUACACGAUCUUUUUUAAUGGUGCCCACUUUGUAAAUACGCUGUUGCAUCGAGUUUGUAAAACUUUAAUGUAUGAUUAGUUGAAUUAAAUAGGUGUAAAGUUUUUGUGCUUAACAAAAACGAUUUUUGGUAUAAGACUGUAACAAUUAUAAUGCUCUCGUGUCAUCGUAGGUACGUGUUAUCAUUUAGAAGGUAAAGAAUGGCUUUACCUCUACUUUUUUUUUCUCUACCUAUGCUGUUUGCCUUGAGCGGCUAUAUCAGCUUCUCCUUGACGUGUAAGUGAGCUCACGAGGCUCAAGCCGGGUGUGUUGCUAACACUGGCUCUAGCAAGAGCAGUACUUCGCAGAAUCUACCACCGGAUCGGAAACGUGACCCACUGAGAAAAUCCGGCGAGAAACUCAAUGGGCUGUGUCUAUGGGUUAAUUCACUGGUAUAGUGGGUUAAUUCACUGGCACCUGAUAUAGUGUGUUGAAUACUCACUAAAGCAUUGACGUAACGUAGAACAAUAUAUUGAGAUUUAAAGUGUAGGAUAAUUUAGUUGUUGCAUCAAUCAAUAACAAUUUUUCAAGCUUAAAAUUAAAAUUAGAAAUCUUAUUUUUUUAAUAUGAUCUCACACGGUGACCUCUGAAAUAAAUCCUUUAAAACUGUAUACUCGUAUAGGUCAUCUAGAUAGAUUACAUAAUUUUAAUUUUCAUUUUAUAAUCUCGUUUAAAACACUUGUCAUGAAAGAAAUACACGAGUCAUUCAUUUGUCUUACAAUUCUGUUACAAUUAAGAAUAGUUUUAUUAAAUUUACGGAGCAACUCAAUAUUGCUUUGCUUAAGGCUUCGUCAAACAGAACGCGUAAUUAGCGCGCGUCAGAGCGCUAAACUGACGGCGCGCUAUGACGCCGAGAUGUGUUGUAAUACUAUGGUAACAUACCGUCAAACAGAGCGCCAGCGCUAUAGCGCUUAUAGACGCGCGCUAAUUACGCGUUCUGUUUGAUGAAGCCUUUAAUAUAAAAAUAUUAAUUUAAUUUCCACGAAUAUAUCUCGAGUGUACACGACCUCUGCAUCUCGCAACUGCACGCCAUUUUUAAUCCGGGAGUUGUAAAACUGAGCUCUAUUUUUUUACCACUAAGAUUCAUGAUAACUUGGUUUUCGAGUUAACGAGGACAGUAUUACGAGCUGACUUGGCCGAUUUGAACUUCACGCGUGUAUUUUAAGAUCUCGAUAAUAAUAAUAACGCCCUCAACCUGACCUCUAACACUAUGUUACAAAAAAACAGAUCAAUUCUAUUUACGUGUACUCGUGAUGACGCUCUGUGUGCUGAACGUGAGUUUUUAACGUUCUCGAUAGCGUAAAAGUUAACUCAAUUUUGUGUGCAGUUGAAACAGCGCCCCUGGUAGCAAACGUAGGCAAAUAUUCCAACUCCAUACAAAUUUAAGUUAACUUUUACGCUAUCGAGCACGUUAAAAAACUCGUACUAAGCACACUAAGCGUCUAUGAUCAAGUUUGCCGCGCAUACUGUUGUUAAUUCGUAUCUACAAGUAUAAAUAUAAUCUUCAGCCGUGUCUAGUGGCAAUGUUUUACGAAAAUAUGAAGCAGUGAAGUACCGCGCCCGUCUCUCUUCGAUUAAUUCACUUUUAUCGAAACUAUCAUUCCAAUUUCAAAAGACAAAUGAUUUUUAUUCCAUAAUUUUACUGUACAUGUUUUUUUUAUUUUAAGUUUUCACUUGUCGCUCGCGAAUUGGAUAGGCAAUGGGAACGUAGCCGACAUAGCCAACAUUUGUAGCAAAGGCCCUAUCACUGUCAGAUGAAGAGUGGAAUGGAACGGAAUUUAUUUGUUUUAGAGUGAAAUUAGAGGAAUUUGAUAAGUCAACCCAUAGUGUAUGUAAAGACAGCACACUGAAAGUUGAAUAUACUCUAUGGAAUCUGAGAAACCAUGUUGCUUUUGGUUUGAUUUCCCACAUUUCCGCAUUUUCAGAAACGCACGAUUUUUAAUAUGUCGCCUUUAUUAUGAAUUUAACCCUGAAGAAAUAUUAAAUUACCGAAAUAAGACUAUUCACACGGCUUGACGCCAUGCGUUCCCGCCAAGAAAUCAGGUGCCAUAAACGCACAGCAAACAUUUGGUUAAUGUUACCACAAGCAAAAAAACAAACAUUCCAAAGAAAAAAAGACAAAGAAAGAAAAAAGUACAAAUUAUGUUUUUGUACUAUAAAUUUAAUUAAAUAUUUUACACGCAACACAGCUUUUAUACAUGUUAUUUUACACUAAAAUAAAUAGAUAUUAAUAGGCUUUUGUAUUUAAAAAAAUUAAGACAAAUUUUAGGUUUUAAUAAGUCAAUACCAAAAAAAAAGUAAUAACUGUUUAAUUAGUAAAUUAAUAAUUAUGUAUAGUUUAUAGUCAUCUUGUUAUUAUAUAAUGUACAGUCAUUCUUCGAUUUCAUCAUUAAUUAUAUUAGUAAAAUUGUAAAUAGGAUUAAUGGCAUGUAACUAUUUUGUAAGGAUUUUCGGAUGCCAUCUGAGUAUAAUAUAGUAAAAAUAUUUAAUCUGUGGUAUCUACGUAAUGCAUAGAAAAAAAAAACGUUCAUAAAUUAUAUUAUAAAGAGGAUCUUGUCAAUGUAUAAAAGGGUUCUUAUUGAUUGAGAACAAUAAUAAUAUUGUAAUUGCAUGAUCUUAAUAUGAAUCAUUUGAGUUAGCUUUGAAUUUGUAAGAAAUAUUCGGUGCUCUAUGAAAGUUUAUUUUGCAAGAAGUGACACAAAUAAACGUUGCGACAAACGCGAUUAAGAACGAACCUUCAAUCAAUUAUAAUAUUAAUUUACGAUUAAUAGUAUAAUAGAGUUUUAUUAAAGUUUUCUCAUGUGCUAGUUAUGUUAUGGUUCGGUAGGCAGCGGCUUGACCCGGUAGGCAGCGGCUUGGCUCUGCCCCUGGAAUUGCUGAAGUCCAUGGGCGACGGUAACCACUCACCAUCAAGGGGCCGUAUGCUCGUCUGCCUACAAGGGCAAUAAAAAUAAAAAAGUGUUAAUUUUAUAUCAUCGAAAUUUUGAAACCAUAAAAUUAACAUGACAUUUUGAUCAAUAUUUUAAAUUAAAGAUACGUUUUGAAACACAAUACGUUUUGAAACACACAGUAAAUACAUAUUUAGUUAUAACUAAACGAUGUUAAAUGAAGGCUUUUUAUCUCGAAAUUUCUUUUGUUAUUUUCCCUCUCAGAUGUCUUUUGUACAUCGUUUUGUAUAUAAUGUAUAAUAUGAACUAUCAUAAUUAUUAUCUUAUAAUAAAACAAAUCCAAAGAAACGUGCAAUGAAUGUGUCGUAAUUUUACGAAUUAUUAAACAUUAUUAUCAUUAUUAUUGUAUUAAAAUAUGUCACCUCAAUAAACACUCGUGAAAAUUAA